AAGGGCAAUUAUGUAAUUCAAAAGAUGGGGCUAGAAAAUGAUUGGUCGGCCACAAGAUAAUAAAAUAAAUUGAAUUUAAUUAUAGAUAUUGGUCCCACCACCUCUCCACCUUACUUCAUUCCAAUGGGUUAUGGAGGUUAUAUAACCACUCUCUCUUACUCUGUCUCUCACUCACAACUCAAUUGGAGAUAUCACCAAACAAAUAACAUUUAUCUUUUUACAUUAAAAAAAUGGAGGGCAAAGAAGAGGAUGUUAGAUUGGGAGCUAACAAAUUCUCCGAGAGGCAGCCGAUCGGUACGGCGGCUCAAACCCAAGACGAAGGGAAGGACUACAAGGAGCCACCACCGGCACCGCUCUUUGAGCCGGGUGAGCUGACUUCAUGGUCUUUCUACAGAGCUGGAAUCGCCGAGUUCAUCGCAACAUUUUUGUUCCUCUACAUCUCGGUGUUGACUGUUAUGGGAGUCGUCAAGGACAAGACCAAGUGCACAACUGUUGGAAUUCAAGGCAUUGCUUGGGCUUUUGGUGGCAUGAUUUUCGCUCUCGUUUACUGUACCGCUGGAAUCUCAGGGGGUCACAUAAACCCGGCUGUGACUUUCGGACUAUUCCUGGCGAGAAAGCUGUCGUUGACUCGGGCGGUGUUCUACAUGGUGAUGCAGUGUCUGGGUGCGAUUUGCGGUGCUGGAGUUGUUAAGGGGUUCCAGAAAGAGCUGUACAUGACUCAAGGUGGAGGAGCUAACACCGUUGCCGCUGGUUACACCAAAGGUGAUGGCCUUGGUGCUGAGAUUGUGGGCACCUUCGUCCUUGUCUACACCGUUUUCUCAGCCACUGACGCCAAGCGUAGCGCCAGAGAUUCUCACGUCCCAAUUUUGGCACCUUUGCCUAUUGGGUUCGCUGUCUUCUUGGUCCAUUUGGCAACCAUCCCCAUCACCGGAACCGGUAUUAACCCAGCUCGUAGUCUCGGUGCUGCGAUCAUCUACAACAGGGACCACGCUUGGGAUGACCACUGGAUUUUCUGGGUGGGACCUUUCAUUGGUGCAGCCUUGGCAGCCCUAUACCACCAAGUUGUGAUCAGAGCAAUUCCAUUCAAAUCAAAGUGAUGAUCGAUCAUGGACCGUUGAUGAUGAUCAUGAUCAAAUGAUCAAAAACAAAACAAACAACAACGUGAAUAUGAUUAUAUAGCUUUGUCUUUUUUGUGGCUUUCCCGUUGUUGCUGCUCUUUCAAAAUUAGAUCAUCUCAUGAUAUAAUUAAAGAAAAACAAGAACAAGCCAAGUUGGCCCUGCUUUUCUUUUUCAACUUGUUGCUCUUUAUUGGCUCUGUGUAUUUGUAUUAUUAUGUACGUAAGAAUCUGUAAUAAUAGUAAGCUUUGUGUUGUUCUUUA
Messenger RNA from Cannabis sativa, 1379 nucleotides. RefSeq names its product aquaporin PIP1-2. Gene Ontology annotation, cellular component: vacuole; plasma membrane; plasmodesma. The transcript has 4 exons. Gene Ontology annotation, biological process: transmembrane transport; response to water deprivation. Gene Ontology annotation, molecular function: water channel activity. Lineage: Eukaryota; Viridiplantae; Streptophyta; Magnoliopsida; Rosales; Cannabaceae. Bases 231 to 1097 code for a protein of 288 amino acids. The record is from RefSeq and is a predicted model, not a curated record.